Molecule: messenger RNA, 6013 nt
Organism: Carassius gibelio (silver crucian carp)
Lineage: Eukaryota; Metazoa; Chordata; Actinopteri; Cypriniformes; Cyprinidae
Product: ras-related protein Rab-39B-like
Exons: 2
Coding region: 16-786 (256 amino acids)
Biological process (GO): Rab protein signal transduction
Cellular component (GO): Golgi membrane
Molecular function (GO): GTP binding; GTPase activity
Source: RefSeq, a predicted model, not a curated record
UUCAGAAGGAGUGGGAUGCGAUGGGCGUCACGUGACUGCAGCACAUCACCUCAGCCCCCCCCAUCCUCCUCCGCUCCACACACACUCAAUGUAAACACCGCUUUGUCUCUGAGCCCGUGGCUGCAGCUCUGCACUCGCCAUGCCAUGGAUGCUUUAUGGCAAUACCAGUUCAGGAUCAUUUUACUGGGGGACUCGACGGUGGGCAAAUCAUCUCUGCUCAAGAGGUUCACGGAUGGCGUCUACAGCGACGUCGCGGACCCCACGGUCGGCGUGGACUUCUACGCCCGCUCUCUAGACAUCGAGCCCGGGGUUAAAAUCAAGCUACAGCUAUGGGACACAGCCGGACAGGAGAGAUUCAGGUCCAUCACUACUUCGUACUAUCGCAACUCUGUGGGCGGCCUCUUAGUCUUCGACCUGACGAACAGGAAGACCUUCGAUCACGUGCGGGAGUGGCACCGAGAGGUCAGAGAGCACAUCCUGCCUCAUCACAUGGUCUACAUCCUAAUCGGCCACAAGAGCGACCUGAACCGCGACCGCAAGGUGACUCGGGACGAGGCGGAGCGGCUGGCGGCCGAACUCGGCAUCCGCUACGUGGAGACUUCGGCCAAGUGCAACAGCAACGUGGAGCGUGCUUUCGAGCUGCUCACACGGGACAUCUAUGAGCUGAUGAAGAUGGGCGAGAUCUCCACUCGCGACGGAUGGGACGGGGUCAAGAGCGGCCUCACCCCUAAAGUUCUGUACCCCGCCGAGGAGGAGGCGGAGCGAGAAAAGAGCUGCAACUGCUGACUCCCACAAGCCACCAGCAAUCGCUCACCUGUGUAUCAGUCGCUCGUCGCUUUUACUAACUUGUCUCAUCACGGUCACUGCCUCAGGCCUGGACCGCUGCUCUUACCUUGCUGUCGCUGUCUGAGGUCAAAGGUCUCUCAAAGGUGUAGUAUAUUUGGGCUUGAAUGGACUAAAUUGUUGGAGAUCACAUCAUGUUCUGAAGUUUGCACCAAUCUUGUGCAGAUAAAGGAUUUUAGAGUCUAGUUGUACUUCACCUCCUCUGGAGCUAAUAUGGUUUAUUUUGGCUUGCUCCUUUCCCUUUAACCGCUAUUACUAUAGUACAGUUAACAUUUGAGAGAACAUAUCAUAAAUGAAGACUUAUCUACACUUAAAUACUUCAAAGACCCUAUAAAAUGGCUUGACUACAUGGUUUUCUUUCCUGUGUUGACAUGCUUUAUUGACACAGGAAGUUGUAGACGGACAAAUGAAUUGUCCUUAAAAAAAAAAAAAAAUUUGUCCGAUAGCCAUUAGUUAGUGUCGGUGUAAUGAGCCAUGCUACGUUCUGUGGCUAGUCAGUGGCUGGUGGUAUUAGGAGAAGGACAUCUGAGAGCAUCAUAUUUUCCCAGUAGCAAAAUAUUGUAAAGUGUGUGUUUUUAAUAGGUUUUUAGGACUACACAUAGCACAUAAAUGCAAUCUACUCAUAAGAGCCAUGGACUGAAAGCCACAAAACUCUUUAAAUAAGACAAACUUUUAAAAGUGAAAACUGGCUGGUAGACACAAUUUAUAGGUAAAAAGGCAAAACUAAGGGGCCGUUCACACAGAAUGCAUUUUACCAUUCCAAUGUGCUACUUUUCUAUCGUGUUUCUAUGUAAACACAUGCUAAACAGUCAUGUAUGACCAUUACGCUUGCUUCUUUUACACUGCCUCGCUUGAGCGCUGAGUUUUAAAGUAUCAAAUAAGUGUCAAGUAAAAAGUUUUUCAGUUUUUACACACAGCACUGUUCGUCAAUGUCAGUUCCAAAACAGUGGACCAAUCAGAAGACCCCGGAGGCGGAGCAAGCGUUAUGAGCUUUUGUGUACAGUAGCAAGUUGGCAUGGCAAUUUCUUAUCAGAACCUGUUUCUUAAAAUAAAAUAAAAAUCCUUAUUACAUCGCAUCUCAAAAGCGUGUCUCAGGAACCUUGCGUUUUGUGCUGUUUUAUUUAUUUAUUUAUUUUUAUUUCAAACCAUUCUAGUGCUUUUAAAUGCAAAGACUCAUUCUGUGUGAAUGCCCCCCAAGUUGGUUUUUACAUGACACUGUUAUCAACUAAAAAUUGAAAAAAAAAUUAUGCAUUUGGUUUGAAAACAUAUUUGGAAAAAAGUGUUUCAAAUUGUAUGUUUUUGGAAACAAUACCAUUGUUGUCUCCAUGUAAACAGUAAAAAUUUAAAUUGUAGAAAAUUAUGACAUCCAAUGUUGCCAGAAUGGAAAUGUCCAAGUAUCGUACCAGAAGCUCAAAAUAAUAAUAUUUGGGGGUGGGGGGGUUAUCGUAAACGAGUCAAAUGUAAAGUAAAUAGCUACUUUUCCAAAUCAACAACUUUUGGACAUGACCUGCAAAUUACCACACUGGAUAAAUAACUAGCGGUACCUUACACCAAACCCUAACCCAAAAAUCAACAAAAUACUAUAUAACCCAUUAUAAUCAGUGACGCUACUCUGGAUGCGUUGAGACAUGACGCGACACGACACAUCCCCGACAGUAAACUGAUGCCUCGUUCUGUUUAUGACACACUGACGCAAAGUUCAAAUUAUUCAAAUUAAUUGAUUUAUUAAAUUACUGACUGAUCAUACAUUGUACAAAACGUCAAAAGUAUCGUACAAAUACGAUAAUUAUCGUACAUCUGGCAACACUGGUGACAUCAUGAGCGUGUGUAUUAUUCAGUGUUCAGUCUAUAGGCUUGCACAAGUUUCUUAAACUGACAUCGCCAACUACUGGCCUGGCAUGCAUAUUACAGGAAAUCUUCUGAAAAGCAAUCUUUGUCGUGUAAACAUACCCUAAACUCUCCCUCAAACUGAUCGCCGGGUCUGCAAACGUAAUUUUGCACAUUCAACAAUCCUUUACUCCUUAAUUGGUUAGUUCACUCAAAAUGAGUCAUUAAUUACUUACCCUCUUGUCAUCGUGCUACUGUAAUGAAUGUGCAUGAAAGACAGGAAAGGAAGAGAAGAAAUUGUUGAUUAAAGCCAUUAUUUAUUUAUUCAUUUGUGCACAAAACGUAUUCUAGUAGCUUUGUAACAGUACAGUUGAUCCACUGAUGUCACAUGGACUAUUUUAACGAUAAACUCAUGGCACUUGCUUUGCUUUCUAUGGAGGGCCAGAAAGCUCUCGGAUUUCAUCAAUAAUAUCUUAAUGUGUGUUUUGAAGAUGGACAAAGGUCUUAUGGGUUUGAGACUACAUGAGGAAUGAGUAAUUACUGACAGAACUUUUGGGUGAACUAUUACGAAAUACUUUAAUAAUUCAGAAAAUAAUCAUGAAUGCAAUCUACUGUAAAAGGUCACCUUGCCAAUGGAUAUGUGAGUAAUAUUUUGUAAUAUCUUUUAAUGCAGUAUUCAUUUUCUAAAACAAUUAGCUGUAAUCAUAUGCUCUGUUCUAAAAUCUAGUGAUAUGCCGUCCUCGACAGCGUGAUGCAUUCCUGACACAAAGCCUGAUCCUACAGAGAGUCAGCAACAUUAUGCCACCAUUGAAAUCACAUAUUAUUACUACAUCUCAUUCAAUGCUGGAAAAUAAAUGGACUAUUUUACCCAGUAUUCGUGGUGCUAUGUAUUGCCUGUGCUUAUUAGAGUAUCACUGCAUGCAAACAAGUCUAAAACUAAUGUGUACCACCUAUGUGUACCAUUACAAUUGAAUAACUUAUAACGAUCCAAUGGUUCGGAUGUCACCUUACACCCAAAGUAUGAAAACUUCGGAGAACAUUGGAGUAUUGCCACCUGAGCAAUCUGGCAAUGCUUGCACCAUGCUGGAGGUUAAAUGUACACCACUCUCACUGUAUGCAUACUCUAGUGUAAACUUAAACGCUGAAGUAUACGUUGAGUUCACUAGAGAUUGGAACAGAGCAGCAGAGAAAAACCAAACAUGCUCAAAUACUCAAAGUUCUCCAUAUUAGAAAGAUUUAUCUGAACUAAAUGAGCUCCACCUGCUGUAGUUUCCACUUAGCAGCAAUGUACUGUAACAGGUGACCAAAACAACUAAGCAAUCCCAAAGACUUGCUGGAAGUUCACACCAAGCACAAUAUCUAUAACAACAACUAUAAUCAUAUCAUAUAAUCAUUCGAUUCCAAUCAAAAUCCACUUGACUUUAAUGAGCUUGAAAAUUGAAAGUGGCAGACGAAGAUCUGCCUUGCGUUCUUAUAAUAGACAAAAUGUCGUCAGGCAUUGAUGUGGACGCUAAUAUAGCGAUCCGUUGAGUUAUAGUUAUGAUUCUUGUGUGUAGGAGGGACCUGAGGCUUGUGGGCAGUGGGUUCAGUAAGACGCUGAGCAGAGGUUUGGAGGCAGCUUUGCUCAUGUGUCGUCGGCUUUACUGGCUGUGCUUGUACAUAUGUUUCUGUACGACCAAAGGCAUUGUAAAUAUCAGCAGGGCACCAUGUAUUUACAUGUCAGGUGGAAGCUAAAGGUUUGUGUGGCUUAACCACAGCUAAACAUGCUACACAGACUCUAAUUCAGAACCAGGAUGACAACAGAGUAUGAGAAGGUCUUCGUGCCAGAGGAACAUCAGAUUUGUACAAUUAGUUAUAUAUUAUUAUUAUAGAUUAAUUAGUUAAAGUGUGAAAUUCUCCUAAACUGCCAAAUUAUCUUCUGUAAUGCUAUGUGACCUUGGACCAGAAAACCAGUCAUAAGGUUUUUUUAUUUUUUAUUACUGAGAUUCAUACAACAUCUAAAGCUGAAUCAAUAAGCUUUCUAUCAAUGCAUGGCAUAUCAUGUCAAUUUGGCUGAGAUAAAACUAUCUGAAAAUCUGAAGGUGCAUAUAAAUAAAUAAAUAUAAAAAAAUGGCCUUUAAAGUUGUCCAAAUGAAGUUCUUAGCAAUGCAUAUUACUAUUUAAAAAUUACAUUUUGAUGUAUUUAUGGUAGGAUAUAUCUUCAUGGAACAUGAUCUGUACUUAAUAUCCUAAUGAUUUUUGGCAUAAAAGAAAAAUACAAUGUAUUGUUGGUUAUAGAUACAUAUAUACCUGUGCUACUUAUGACUGGUUUCGUGCUCCAGGUCUUAUAAAGCUAAACAAAGCUGAUCAUAUGCAGAACCGAGACUUCUCCUGACAGAAAAUGAGACACAAAUCUGUUGCUUUUGGUCCAUGUGCUUUAGGACAAUCAUUCCUUUGCUCAUUUUCACAGCUUUAUUGUGCAGAUGAAAGAUAAAUCAGAUAAAUGUGGGUGAGGUCGCAGAAAACUGUGUAUAAAUGAGUAAAUAAGUCCAACUUUUCAUCCAACACUAGAACUUACAAGACACAGGGUUUAUUUAUAUAGACGUUAAUGUGUUGGAUUAAGGCUAAGUUCACCAACACAAUGCACAGAUGUAAAAAUAGCCACAUGCAGUGUGAAAACAUUUUCUGAACGUGGCAUUUGAAAUUCUGAUGGGUUGAUAAAAUUUGAUUAUUUUAACUUUGUAACAUGUAAAGGAGUGUGUUUAUUUUAUUCAAAUAAAGAUCCGAAGGACUGAAAUAUGUGACCACAAUGCUGUUGUGUUGCGGUCACUGAACGGUUUUGCACAAUUUGACUAGUUUCUCUGGUAACUGCGUUCAUUAAUACUCACUCAUGGCAUAUUUAACAGCACAUAUUGCUUCUCAAGUACUAGUUCACAUAUGAAUGCAUUAUAACAAUGAAAAUCACUCAUGGUGGUGCCAAAUACAUUGUACACAGGCCCUGGUGGUCAAAAGAGAACCGCUCAAUGACCCCAUUUUAAUGAAAUUGGUUGCAGGGAAAUAAAUCCAAUAGCUAGUGUAAAUGGACUAAGUCUAUUGUGUAUUAUAGAUAGAGAAUAGAAGAGUUCAGGGCUUUCAUUAGUCACCCACUGUCACAUAAACACAUCUGUAACAGGCCUUCAUCACUGGUGUGGAUGAGCAGAGUCAACUGUAUUGCACAUUUUAAAUGUUAAAUCUACUGUAAUUAUUGCUAAUAGUAAUGAUACAUCAAGCUCUGGGCAUUGUAAACUGUCAAUAUAUUUGCAUUGUGAUUUGGUAAAUGUCAUAUAAGAUUCAUUAUGUUUAAAUAAAAUUAGAAUUAAGAUCA